Molecule: messenger RNA, 667 nt
Organism: Anoplophora glabripennis (Asian longhorned beetle)
Lineage: Eukaryota; Metazoa; Arthropoda; Insecta; Coleoptera; Cerambycidae
Product: fatty acyl-CoA reductase wat-like
Exons: 3
Coding region: 46-639 (197 amino acids)
Source: RefSeq, a predicted model, not a curated record
GAUGAAAUUCCAGUCUACAACACUGCCGCUGGUGAGAAGACAGUCAUGACCUACAAAGAAAUACUGGAUUAUGGCCGAAAAUCAGUAUGGGACGCACCGUAUACAAAUUUAUUUUGGUAUCCCUCAGGUGCAAUGGUAAAUAACUUAUACAAGUUUUAUGCAUAUUUUCUUUUAUAUCAUCUGAUACCUGCAUUAGUUGCUGAUGGUUUACUAAAGGCUUUUGGAAAGAAAACCAUGAUUCUUAAAAUUCAGCGGAAAUUGUUUUUGGCUAAUACGGCAUUAUCACAUUUUAUGAGAAAUUCAUGGAAAUUUAAAAAUGCAAAAGUGAAAGCUUUACAGAAACAUGUAGAUGAGGAUGGGACACAAACGUUUUCAUUUGGACACUAUUUUGAAUUGAACUCAGAUGGUAGAUAUGCAUUUUGUCGCCAAGCAAAGAUAUCUUCCUCAAAGUUACUGUUUGAUGAAGAAUACAAUUUAGAAAAAGGAUUAAGAAACACCAUGAUAUUUUGGAUUUUGGACAGUGUUCUUCACGUCAUCGUUUUCGGUACACUGUUGUGGUACUUGAUAUCAAAAAUUGAAAUAAUAACAGUUGUUAACAAUAUGAUAAAUUCGUAUUUAGUUUAUUUUAAUGAAUUGUAAUUUACUAUGUCUGCAUGUAUAGAUAAUA